Messenger RNA from Chlamydomonas reinhardtii, 2180 nucleotides. RefSeq lists its product as uncharacterized. The transcript is spliced from 15 exons. The record is from RefSeq and is a predicted model, not a curated record. Lineage: Eukaryota; Viridiplantae; Chlorophyta; Chlorophyceae; Chlamydomonadales; Chlamydomonadaceae. Bases 215 to 1456 code for a protein of 413 amino acids. Gene Ontology annotation, cellular component: nuclear chromosome. Gene Ontology annotation, molecular function: ATP binding; DNA binding; DNA topoisomerase type II (double strand cut, ATP-hydrolyzing) activity. Gene Ontology annotation, biological process: meiotic DNA double-strand break formation; DNA topological change; meiotic DNA double-strand break processing.
CACUUGCUCCAAAUUGAAUGCGAGCGCAGUACAUGGUUAUGCCCACUGACACGCUUGCUUGCUUUUCCCGACAGCUCGGGACAGCAGAACCCGUCUUCUGCCCCACCUAGGGCGGUUCGUACUUGCACUUGAUUGCCAUUUAUUUCUUAUCGUAGAUAGGUAUCGGGUGCCACGGGCCCAGAGGUGUGGAAGUCCCCCUCCCGCGCCUUGCAGAAUGUCGAAGAGGGGUGGUGCGGACGACAAGGCGCUGGCGCUGGCCAAGGGCAAGCGAAUUCGCGGUGCUGAGGAUGUGUUGAAGAAGGUCCAGGCUCUAGCAACGCAGCUAAAGAACAGCAAGGAGGUGGAGAAGACGCUGGCGGAGUUGGAUCUGCCGUACAACUGCCGAGAGGUGGUGGACAAGGACGGCGAUGACGUGAUGGGCGAGAUUGAGGCGGCCAUGUACAAUGUGGCAGCCAGCAUCCUCGGGGGCGAGGGAUUUGCAUUCGACGUGCCCUCCAGAGCCAAGGGCAACCAGAUGUAUGUUCCCGAGCUGGACCGCAUCGUGCUGCGUGACGCCGUGUCCAAGAGGCCCUUCGCCAGCACCGCCACAUGCAGGAAGGCCGCCGUGACCACCCGUAUCCUGGGCCUGGUACACGAGCUGCUGGGCAAGAACAUCCACGUCACCAAGCGUGACCUGUUCUACACAGACGUCAAACUGUUUGAGGACCAGUCGCAGUCGGACGCCAUUUUGGACGACCUGGCCUGCAUGCUUGGCUGCACCCGCUCCAGCCUCAACGUUGUUGCGAGUGAGAAGGGCGUGGUGGUGGGGCGGCUGUCGUUCCGCGAGGACGGCGACUUUAUUGACUGCCAGCGCAUGGGCGUGGGCGGCAAGGCCAUCCCGCCAAACAUUGACAAGGUGUCGGACAUCUCUUCUGACGCGUCCUUCAUCCUGCUGGUUGAGAAGGACGCUGCAUUCAUGCGCCUGGCGGAGGACAGGUUCUACAACACCUACCCCUGCAUCAUCCUCACCGCAAAGGGGCAGCCCGACGUGGCCACGCGCCUGUUCCUCAAGAAGCUCAAGUCCAGCCUGAAGAUCCCGGUGCUGGCGCUGGUGGACAGCGACCCCUACGGCCUCAAGAUCCUGUCCGUGUACAUGAAGGGCUCCAUGAACAUGUCGUACGACAGCUCCAACCUCACCACCCCCGACAUCAAGUGGCUGGGCGUGAGGCCCUCCGACCUGGACCGCUUCGAUAUCCCGCAGCAGUGCCGGCUGCCCAUGACGGAAGAGGACAUCAAGACCGGCAAGCGCCUGCUGGAGGAGGACUGGAUCAAGAGCAACCCCGAGUGGGUGCGCGAGCUGGAGCUCAUGCUGGCCAGCAAGGUCAAGGCUGAGAUCCAGGCGCUGUCCAGUUUUGGAUUCCAGUACCUCAGCCAGGUGUACCUGCCGCUCAAGCUGCAGGAGGGAGACUGGAUCUAGAUUCUUGAUCUAGGACCUGGAUCUUAAUGUGCCACGUGGCGUGUGAUGAGGCUCGGGCUCAGGUGGCGGGUGUGUGGGGGUGCGGGUGCUUUGGGAGGAACGGUGGGGAGGGCGGGACCCAGGGGAGGGCGAGAGGGACACCAGUUGUGCGUGUGGCUGGGUUUCCACGUGGUGGAGGGGAGCUUGGGAAGCGCGGUGUGCCUGCGAUUGCCUACGACUGCGCCAUACAGGUCGUCGAUGAGGGCGGUCACGCGCCGUGCAGGGGCACAGCAGGAGGAACGGAACGGAACAGGUUGCGGGCAGACGAACAUGCAUCCCGUGCUAAUGACAGGGGGGCACAGCGCCCCCAGAAGAGGGGGCACGGCACGUGUUUGCCAGUGUGAAGCAGCGCACGCACGCGGCUGCAACGCAGGAUGGACUACCUUAUUGAAUGUUGCCAGACCCUAAGAUUAAGAUGCCUGGUCAAGGCAAGAUUGCACAGAUGUCGCUCUGGGCGUUUUCGAGGCUGCAUGGCUCUUCACGCGCAUCGGGAUGGCGAACGGACAUAAGGGUCGCGGGAAAGCCGUGGGAGCUGCUCAGGCUGAGAGGAAAGGGCAGGGCGAGAACCCGCAGCCCUGCACGUUGGCCCGGCGGCGUUCACUGGUUGAGGCGCCAAUUAUCAGAUUGCUUGCUGGUAUUGAUGGCUCCCCAUGAAGCAAGUGUUCCUGUGGCAAGCGGUCAAUGA